Molecule: messenger RNA, 3811 nt
Organism: Cyprinus carpio (common carp)
Lineage: Eukaryota; Metazoa; Chordata; Actinopteri; Cypriniformes; Cyprinidae
Biological process (GO): regulation of translational fidelity
Cellular component (GO): cytoplasm
Molecular function (GO): tRNA binding; double-stranded RNA binding; nucleotidyltransferase activity
Source: RefSeq, a predicted model, not a curated record
AAGAGCGCGUCUGAAUGAGAAUGACGGAGUCCGAAUCACUGCACUUCUCCAUCGGAGUCCUGGGCAUCUCUGGGGGUUCUUUGUUGCUUCUGGUGAACAACUAUGCGAGCUCUCCAGACGAACCUCUGAUCACAGACACAGCUUUAGGAGUUCUGCUCCUCAUAUUCGCUGCUCUGCUGGCUUAUUCAGGUGUUCGACGCAGCCAGUCCCACAAUGUACUCUUUGGUAGUCUGUGCCUGACAGUGUCAGCCCUAUGGUGUGGUUCGGGUUUAGUACACAUACUUGCAGGUGAAAACAUAAUAAAUAGCAGCAGAGGGCUGAGAGACGCCAUGGUGCCAGGCCUUGCAGCUUUCACUCUGGCACUGCUUGUCAUUUGCAUUGUGGCUGUUUUAUGUCAUGAGGUUGUCCUCUCAUUCAUCGCCCUGAGCAUAUGUCUCGCGUGUGCCCACCAGAUUGUAGGUCUGGCAGACUCGGCCUUCGGACAGGCAGCCACCGCUGUCUGCUACCUCAUGGUCUGUUUUGUGGGCGCUUACUUCGGAAGUGGCCGUUUGUUAUCGUACAUCACACAGAGAAAGAUUGUGCUACCUGGAACAUUUAAAAAAGAUAGCGUGAAACCGAUGCAAAGUCAAGAGGUUAAUGAUAUUGUGACAGUUGGAAUAAUUAUGAACUUGUUGUCAGCUAGUGUGCUAGCUUGUCCUCUGCUUGGCGUUGUCCCUAAUCUUUUCUCUGGCCAUGUGCCCUGGCUGUGGACCGCUGGCGUCUUCCAGCUGGGUGUGUGUGUUAAGAGCUACAGAUCUAUGGACACCCUGGCAGCCACUUUCUAUGGCUUCACAUCCAUCCUGCGGUUCACUGAAGGGUACACCGCGCUAGUGGUGCACUUCACAAACCAGGUGCCCUAUUCUCCAGUGCCAUUCCCAGUUGUAUUCUCAGUGUUGUUUUUCAUCCUGGCCUUGUUUAACUUGCAGGGUGGGUUUGUGAACACCAUCUACCAGCUGUUUUUUGUGGCAUACUGUAUAGCAAUUGCAUCCGAGCCCCAAAGCUUCUUUCAGAGGGGAACACAAGGUGUACAGGCUGCCAUAUUCAUUGCCUCCGCUUUUGUGCUCUUUAUAACCCUUUAUAACAUGGCUUCCUCAAACGAGAUACCUACAGGUGCAGGCUUCCUUAAGAACCUGUUGGCCCGCAGUAAUAGAUUUGUCUUACAAACCAAUAGCAAAGAGCUACACGCUCCCUAUCUGGGCUACUCUAAAUAUGCUGAUGCCGAGGUGUUGGGCCACGGCUGCAGUGUCCUGGCCGCAUUUUCAAUCACAGCCUCGUUUUCUAGUGGAAACCCCUUGGCUAUUCUGAUCCUGCCUUGGGCGGUGGUCUCCGGUGGUGUGCUGCACCUGAUAUGUGGCUCUGUUGCCUUCGCUCGAGGAAAGACCCUAGAGAGUUCGACUUUCAUCCUUUACGGUAUCAUGUGGACAGUGUGGGGACUGACACGCUUCGGAGGCCUCUAUGGAGAUGUGCGUGGCCUACACCUAGCUGUGGGAAUCAUCAGUUUCAUGCUCUUCAAUGUGUUAGUGACAGCAGGGGCCCUGUUUCUCAACAAAGGCGCGUUCAUCUACACCUUUACCUUCCAACUCAUCCUCAUUAGCUUCUUACUGGAUGCAGUAGGCGCGCUGCCCUACGGCUACGAUAUCGGGGUGACCAUUAUCCUCGGGCUGGUCAGCUUCUACAUGUUCCUGGCCAGCAUUUUCAACUGCACCUUUAAAAGCCCACAAAUGCCUUUCGGCGAUCCUUUCAUCAAGUUGAGCGGCUUUGGAGGAGGCAAAGACAGCUGCCCUCACCUUCCAGCCAGGAAGUCCUCAUCCGUUCAGCAAAUUGCAGAGAUCAUGAAGAACGGGGGCAUAUGUGGAAUGCCCACAGACACCGUCUAUGUUCUUGUGGCAGCUUGCAAUCGCCCACAGGCUGUCGAAAAGGCAUAUAGGGUAAAGAAACAGGCUAAAGAACGACCGAUGUCCUUAUGGAUUUCGUCUAUAAAGCAGUUGGAACCAGUCAGGGAACAGAUCAGCCCUCUUCUCUGGGACUUUAUGGAAGCUGCUUGGCCAUCAUCCAUUAGCUUAGUUAUAGCUAGAGCUCCAUGGAUGGAAUUCUUUGGAUUGGGCGACUCAUCCAAAUAUAUCGGCACACCACAAAGCAUAGCCAUAAGAAACCCAGACUGCACUGUUGCUACACACCUCAUAAAUGCAGUUGGUCCCAUUGCAGUGACCUCUGCUAAUCCGACCGGAGAGGCAGAUACUACCCAUCAUAACCAAGUUUAUGCAAAACUUGGUGACAAGGUAGAUGGGGUGCUGUGUGAUGGGCCGUCGCCAGAGAAUAUCGCCUCCACAGUGGUAGACUGCACCAAAAUUGAGAGUGGCCAGAUUGGGUUUUUCCGUGUCGGUCUUAUUCCUAAAUCUAAGGUUCUUCAGAUCUUCGAGGAGAUUCAGAAGAAGCACACGCAUGGUCAAAUGAAUGCAGCUUUUGAGACGGAUAUCACAGAUCCUCACAGACAUCUCGCAGUCUCUCAGAAAAGCCUGUCAGUGACUCAAACAGACUCUGGGCUUGGUCACAUGACCCCUGCCGACUCACAGAGCUCUCUGGACCUCAGCCAACAUGAGCGUCAUGAGGAAGAAGACGAGACUUUAUAGAUACUGCCAAACACUGAAUGUGUUAGCCACUUUAAUUACUGAACAUGUACAGUACAGCCUUUUAGUGUGUUACCAUCAAGUAUUUUGAACAGAUGGGCCAGGAAACAAUAAAAUUACAAUUAUAUGAAUGAAUAAAGAUGGUAAUAGGCCUAAAUAUUGCAAAUAGACAAUAUUAAUGUGUUUGGUGUUCUUUACCAUAUUAGUGUGCUUAUUGUUAUCUUACUAGUAAUUUUAAACCCUUUUCUACUUAUUUAUUAAUGUUAUAACAUAUUAAAAUGUAACACUGUGUAUAUUAUUAAUUUGUCAAUGUGUAGUUUUAUAUUUGUAAUAAAGUGUAGAGUUGUAUAAAAUAUUGAAAAUGAAAUAAAUAUGGGCGGUCUACUGAAAACCUGUCACAUUAGGGUCAAGCACUGAAGGUGUGUAACAUCUAUUGUUUUUCUGGAUGGCGAUGCAUCAGUUGAUAAGGGAAACAGUUAGCACAAAAUUGUGAGGCCUUCUUAACAUUUCUUUCAGCUGCUGUGGUAAGAUGGCCCUGCAAAUUUGUACUGUACAUAUUUGUCAUUAAUGGGAAAUGUACAAAUCUUAUACCAUCUUAAGUCUAUAAUUUUGGAAAUCCUUGGCUUAAAAUCAUGACUCUUCUCUGCUUGGGAUAUACAGAGUGCAAAAACACUUGUCUUUCUAAUACUGCCAAUUAUUUUACCAAACUGGAGCCUUAACUUCAAGCUGAAACAGUGAGAGUCAUGAAGCUGUUUCAAUUCCUUGAAAACACAUUGCUAUAAAACCGCUUUGCAUGUUGUUUCAAGCAUGCACAGAUGACUUUAAUCUUGCUUUAUUUAGGCUAUAUUACUGAAAGGAAAUAUUUUUAUUUUUCAUUUACUAUCUUAAAGGCAAACUCAUCCUCCAGCAAUCAUUCAGGUCAUGUUCAGAUUAAGAUUGUCAAGAUUGCUUAAAAGAUUGUUAAUACUGCACACUGUUUUCCUGAAACAUACCAAAUGUUUUAGUGCCAAAGACCUCAGAGAGAAAGUGAGAUUAUGCCUUGCUAACAUUUUGGCAUUUGAAAAUAACUUGAGACCAUAACAAAAUGCCAUAAGAGAACCAUAUACAUUUACAGGAGCCACUUACUGGUCAAAUAAGUAUUGCUU